This is a messenger RNA of Harmonia axyridis, 1725 nucleotides long. RefSeq lists its product as uncharacterized. The transcript is spliced from 2 exons. Bases 1 to 1725 code for a protein of 574 amino acids. The record is from RefSeq and is a predicted model, not a curated record. NCBI's taxonomy places the organism in Eukaryota, Metazoa, Arthropoda, Insecta, Coleoptera, Coccinellidae. Gene Ontology annotation, molecular function: catalytic activity.
AUGUCAUCUGAAGAUUUUCGUAAACCCCAUAGAGAAGCUAUCAUCAAUAAGAACAUUAUUGUGGAAGGUGACCAGAGAGAAUUAGCUGAAAAACAGAUCGAUAACAGAAUAGAUCACGACUCUGGAACCAGAAGUAAUAAAGUUAACCAAAAGAAACAAAGUUUCUUUGAAGCUGUCAAAACCCUCAAAGUAUCAAAGGAUAAACCCAAGAUGAUCCUCAAUAAACAAGUUAGAAAAUCUACACCAGACAAAGACCCUGUAAAUUCAAAUAAGAAGAAAAGGGAGAAUGCACUCAAUGGUACGGGAGACCAAAAUGACCUUUUACAACCGGCACCAAAAGGCAGGAAUUGGAUAUGGUUGGGAGGUUUACAUUCAAACACCACCGUUGAAAACAUCAAAGCAUACACUGGGAUGAAAUGGCCCGAUAGGGACGUGCUUUGUUUCGAUCUAAAAUCAAAGUCUCCAAAGAAGUCAUUCAAGGUCGGAAUGAUUGAUAUCUCGCAGGAAGAGCUUCUACAACCCGAAUCCUGGCCCAGUGGAUCUCAAGUCGUUCUCAACAAUAAAACCUCUUGUUACUAUCAAAAUGUAAGAGGUUUACGUACCAAAUUAAAAGAGCUAGCUCUUACUGUUUCCAUUUGCGAUUAUGAUGUAAUUAUGCUAUCUGAAACUUGGCUAUCAGCUGAUUUCGAUAUUGCUGAAUUGGGUUUGAAUAAUUAUUCAGUCUUUCGAAAGGAUAGAGAUGCUAGUACUAGUAAUAAAAAGUUGGGAGGUGGAGUUCUAAUUGCAAUCAAAAAGAGGUUUCAUUCAUGUUUGAUAAUAUCUGAUCCUAGUAUAGAAGCUGUAUUUGUUUUCGCAAAGUUCUUUUCAGUUAAGUAUAUAAUUUCAAAUGUAUAUUUCCCUCCUAAUACCGGAGAAUGUUUGUUCAAAACUUAUCUAAACGACCUAGAAUCAAUAGUCGACGAAUACAAAGGCGAUAUAAAACUGAUAUGCGGUGGCGACUUUAACUUGCCAGGAGAUCUUUGGUUCGAUUUAUCGGGGGAUUCCAUAUGUGUCAUGUCGAGACCACAGUUCAUGAUAAGUAAUGCAAUCGCUAUGCUUGAUGUAAAACAGAUCAACAAAAUAAAAAACACAAAUAAUACUAUAUUAGAUUUGAUUUUUGUCUCUCAGGAUAACGUCGAGGUAUUUAGAGCGAGUGAUGAAUUGAUUAGUUGCGAUCCUCAUCAUCCGCCACUGUGCUUCGAUAUUCCAUUUGAGAAAAUUAAGACUGAACGAGAUUGUGAAUAUUUUAGGGAUUUCAAGGCAGCGAAUUUUGAAGGAAUCAUAUCGUGUUUGUCUCAAACGGAUUGGAAUCUUUUAAUUGAUAAUGAUAUGGCCUCAAGUAUCACCGCAUUUUACGAGGUGAUUAAUCAUAUCAUAAAUGAAUACGUUCCCAAAAGAUUAAAGCCAAAAAACAGCUUUCCUCAUUGGUUCUCCGCUGACUUGAAAAAGCUGAUUUCAAGUAAAAAAGCAGCCCAUAAAAAAUACAAGCAAACUCGUAUCAGUGACGAUUAUGAUGAUUUCGUCGUAAUAAGAGAAAGGUGUAAAGCUGAAAACAGAAUUUGCUUCAGUGAGUACGUGGCUAAAGUAGAACAGUCUAUUCGCGGUGAUCCCAAAUAUUUCUGGAAAUUCAUUAACGAUCGCAAACAGGUUAAAGAUCUACCUAGUUCGAUGGUGUUGAACGAUUAA